Caenorhabditis auriculariae is the source of this 4013-nucleotide messenger RNA. Lineage: Eukaryota; Metazoa; Nematoda; Chromadorea; Rhabditida; Rhabditidae. The record is from the annotation of a GenBank genome assembly.
AUGAUCAAGGUGAUGAUCGACCUCGUGAAUCAGUCGCUCGGCCAGGCCGUUUGCCGCAUCUGCAUGUGCAGCGAGCUUUCCGUGCCUUAUUUGGGAAAUUCGGUGGGCGAGCCGUUAAUUUCCCCUUGCAACUGCAAGUAAGUCCUGUAGCAUUGAUGAUUUUCCUUUCAUGAUAUUUUAAGAGGCACGAUGGGCCUCUACCAUCGUAGUUGCCUCGAGCACUGGCUGUCCACUUCUAGAACCACGCGGUGCGAAAUCUGCAAGUUCCAGUUCGAAUUAGGACGGUUUUUUUAUGCGUUGGAAGGUCCCAUAGACUCAAAAAAGAAUGUUUCAGAAAGCUGAGGUCUUUCUACUCUUACUUGAAGCUGUACGGGAUGAAGAGGAGAAAAGGAGAACGAGGAUUUGCCGUCGAAGCCGUCUACAUGCUUAUCUUGACUGUUUUUAUUGUAGCUGUUCUAGCUUUUUGCAUCGCUUGUAUUGUCGACGCCUGGAGAAGGUUUUUUUUUUCUUGACAAAAAAAACAAAAUUACCGUCAAAAAAGCUUAAAUAAAAAACUAAAAAAAAGUCGCAUACUUUUUUUUGAAGAUUAGCUGAGACUAACUGUAUAGAAAAAAAUUUUUUUCAUUCAAACUCCAUAAGAAAUUUUUGACGUAGAAAGGAAAAAAAGAAGAGAGUUUUUGAGACGUUAUUCGAUAAAAAUUCAGUGGGCGUAAAAAAAAAUCCUUCUCAGGUUCAGUAUUGAAGUUGAGUCAGAGUUUCAAAGCAUUUUUGUGAUAAUUUUCAAUUUUUUCUAGGUACGAGUCCGUUCCAAUAGAUCUAGAAAUCAAUGAAGACUAUAUUCCUGCCGAUCAGGCCAGAAAUCGUGCGUGCCUUGGUUUGUUCACAUUUUUAGUGGUAUUUUCGGAAUUUAAUGUCUGGUAUAGUCGUCAAAGUUUCAACCGAUUGAACUUUUUUGGUUUCAAUGAAACGGUUGAUUUCAAACCGAACUUUUUGACGUAGGACCGGUUGAAAAUCAACUGUUUUACGUGGUUUCAUGUUUUUUACUUGUUUGAAAAAAAUAUUGAACGGUUGAAAUUGACGAGUAUAAUUUGACAAAAUUGACUUUUUUUGAAAUUGUAAUUGAAAUCGACGAGUAUUUCAAGGAUUUGAUUUCAACUUGGCUUUACAUCAAAAAAGGGUCUUUUAGACGAAGUAUGUUAUUUUUUGUGUAGGCUUUUUUGAAAUUAUCUCAUUUCAUCACGUCGACUGGUCGGUCUCAUUGCCGCUCUCGCAUGGGAUAAUAUUCCGACGCCCGUCAGCCCUGGACAAGCUGGGCGCUGUACUGUUCCAUUAUGGUGAAGCAGUUCAUUCGCUGGUACUACCCGCGGUCCCACAUUGUUUCCCAACGCUAGCUGUCACUCCGGGACGUAUUGGACAACGAUUGUGGACCGUAACCCGCGCCGACGACUAACUCUUCGAUUAUACCAUGAUUCAGCAGAGAUUUUCUUCAUCUUACUCUGAAGACUGAAUAAAUUGAAUUGAAAUUGAAUUUUUUGAAAACCCGGGAUAGAAUUUUUGAAGAAACGGAAGAAAACAUGUAUCUAUUCCAGAAAUAGUCACAUUCGGCGUGAUCGCGCUCUUCUUGUUCCUAAUUUACUUCGCCCUGAUGAGCGCGACGAUCGGUAACCGGUACCACUAUUUCAAAGUUUGGCAGAGGAAAAACGCGGUGAGUCGAAACUGAGGACGAGGCUCGAUUUCUGCAGUUUUCCAGGUGGUUUUCGUUGUCGAUCGACUGGACGCCGAACGAUCCAUGCACUACAACGGGAGGCAUAUCGAGGCUCCGCGAGGCCUGACUCGCAAAGUGCAGAACGCUUGGGUGAAGAAUCCUUUCUUAAUAGAGAAAAUUCUCCUUUUUUGAUUUUUCCAAAAGAUGGCUUUUUUCAAGUCGGAUAUCAAGCUUAUUUUUACGACAAAAGUCAUGUUUUUGCUCAUUUUUUCGUAUAAAGGCUAUGACUUAACAAGUAAUAAUAGUUUCUCCGUGAAAAUUUUUUAAAUGAAUCCUGAAGUUUUGAAGCCUGGCAUGGCCGAAUCCCGCGCGAACAUUCUCUCAAAAAUGAGGCCCAAAGCCCGUUCCUAGAGCCGAGCCUAACCGACAGAGAAAGUCAUAUUGAAAAACCAACCUAAUAGCUUGCAACGAUCGAUUUUUUGAGAACUCGAUAAGAUCCGGAGGGGAAGGAUCUCCGGUGAGAUACCCAGAAGUGCAGCUGAUCGAGCCCGUCCUCGGCAUCAAUCCCCAGCUUAUCGCCGCCUUCAACCAGACGGCCGCCGACAGCGAAAAUACGCACAAUGACGAUACCGCCAGGAAUGCGAUGCCUUUCGCCGUUUCUCGGCCUUCCGAGGUCGGUCCAUCCUUCACUUCUCAUAGGUUGAUUAAGAAUAUUCCAUCUUUUGAAUAAUUUCCCACAUCUUUUUCUAGAUAUUUUAGCUGAAUAAACUCAUGUAUAUCAAGUUAUUUUACAAAAGGCUGAUUUUAGGUUCUUGUCGACUUGUAUCCGAAAUUGAUCCGUUUGAAGAUCAACAGAAAGUUUCAGACCACACCGAAAUCAUAUCUGUGUUGGAAAACUUCUGUUGAAACCUUUAUCCUUUCUGUAACUCUUUGUAAAGCGUUUUUUUUCCACAGCGCUCCAGUUUUUAUCAUCACAUCGAUCCAUUAGGGCUCUGAUGACUCAUCAAUGCGCGUUUCAAACAACAAAAGUUCCUUCCAGCAAAUCGUCCGUUUGGAGACGUUCAGCAGUCCGCGCGGCAACUUCUACGGCGAACCGUUCCGUUCGACGGCCGCCUCUCCGCCUCAGAUGCCCGAGGACUUGUUCGCCGACGUCGACCUUGCCUCCCCCGAGUCUUUCCUCGCCCCUCGGCACGGAAGUUGGUGCUGACCUCAGUGCUCCGAAAUGGACGAACGUUUGAGAAUCGCCGUCCGUGCACUCGGUGACCUCGUUCCACGCAGGCGUCGGCUCCAGAAUGUGCUCGACGCCGCGACACGACGCCUUCACGCGAAUCGUACCGCAGGGCCGCAACUUCAACGUCUGCUACUCCAAUUCGAAUCGGGUUCAUUUUUUUUUCUCAUCGGACAGGUUUUGGAUAUAGCGCAUUUUCCGUUAGAAAAAAAACUUUGAUUCUUCAUUCAUUACCUCAACAUCUUUUUUGGUAGAAUAAUUUUAGUGAUUGGUUAUGAAAAGAACAAUAACAUCUGAAAACUUCUUCAAAUUUUGACUGAAACUUUUUUUUAAUUUACUUGUCGCAACGUGCAAAACUGGUAGUUUUUUUCUGAGGCUAAAUACUUGAAUUUUAAAUUUCCUUUUCUUGAAAUAGAAAAAAAGUUCGGCAGGUUGAGGUUUUCCAGGAUCAUUCUCAAAUACAUCACAGAGUUUUGGAGCCACACUUCAGUAGUUAUAAAAUAGUAUUAAAAGUGUCAACCUUCGAAAAAAAUGAUGUAUAAAAAAAUUUAGUAAAAAAACCGUUAUCCAUUAUUAAUUUUUCAACAUUUCAGAGCCCAAAAAAAUCACCCGCUAAUAUAAUCGUACGAGAAAAAGUUGAAAAAAACAUUAUAUUGCGUGUGAAAAUUUUUCAGGGAAACGUUCGUUGUCCCCAACUUAAUCAAUUGCUUUCUCUUUUUUUCAUUUUGUAUUACUUUUUUUCGUGUUAAGAAAAAUAAAGAUAUAAUAUUUUUUUAACUAGAACCAAACAAAGUUGAUUGAUAGUAAAUUUUUCCUUAGCGUUAGAGGUCAUGGAAUUUUUUUGAGAACUAAUUUUACAUUAUUCAGAGAAUUAAAUCAAAGUACUAAACGAGAGUUAUUAGAAUCGCAGCAAAAGGUCCUUCAAUUUCAGCAAAAAAGGGUUUUUGAACUUUUUUUCUGUUUUUUACCAGCCAAACCGCUCUUCUCGUCAAGAAAAAACCGUUCCGAAAUCAAGAGUUUGAUGUUUGUUUUGAGGUCGUCGAAGACUCGGCAGCUCAAGAGCCUCAGAGGCCAUCUUGA